Molecule: messenger RNA, 1582 nt
Organism: Sinocyclocheilus rhinocerous
Lineage: Eukaryota; Metazoa; Chordata; Actinopteri; Cypriniformes; Cyprinidae
Product: synaptogyrin-3-like
Exons: 4
Coding region: 64-750 (228 amino acids)
Cellular component (GO): synaptic vesicle membrane; neuromuscular junction
Source: RefSeq, a predicted model, not a curated record
GUGUGUGUGUGUGUGUGUCUGCCUCGACCCACAGCCCAGAGCCUGAAUAACAGUAGGAGGAAAAUGGACGGAGUGGGUUCAUUUGGUGCUGGGAGAGCCGGUGCUGCGUUCGACCCUAUUGCCUUUAUCCAGCAGCCGCAGACCAUCCUUAGAAUAUUAUCAUGGAUCUUCUCAAUGGUAGUGUUUGGAUCCAUAAUAAAUGAAGGCUACAUCAACCAUGGCAGUGAGAGGCUCUAUUGCGUUUUCAACAAGAACAACAAUGCCUGCAACUACGGAACCACCAUUGGGCUCAUAGCAUUUCUAGCAUGCAUUUUCUUCAUUAUCCUUGACAUGAAGUUCCAACAAAUCAGCAGUAUUAAAGACAGGAAGAAGGCAGUGAUGCUGGACAUUGGAUUUUCAGGUUUCUGGGCAUUUUUGUGGUUUGUUUGUUUCUGCUUCUUGGCCAACCAAUGGCAGCGCACCACCCCAGAUGAGCUGCCCUUAAAUCAGGGCGCGGAUGCUGCCAGAGCUGCCAUUACCUUCUCCUUCUUCUCUAUCUUCACCUGGGCUGGUUUGACUGUAAGAGCAGUGCAGAAGUACAUGCUGGGGACUGACAUGAGCCUCUUCACCACAGAAGACUUGGAUGGCAAGCCGCCCAUCCAGCCCUACCCCACCAUCACAAGCACCGAGCCCGACGACACAUACCAGAGCCCACCCUUCACCGAAAACCUGGACCCCAACGCCCCAACCUACCAGGUGCCAAUUUACUGAAACGGUGCCUAGCAAAAUCCACAUGCGAUGUCAUUGGUGUGUCAGAGUCAGUGUGGAUGGCUGGCACUGGUUUUCAAACUGAAGUGGUGUGACAAUGUUCAUAGGUAGUACCGUUCUGUGAACUUCUGUACAAGAUUAUGUUGAUUGUGAUUUCACUUUCGUUCGGAAUAUUACGUGUUAAUUUAUCAGCUGGAAUGAAACCGUUUAAGGGUUAUUAGUGUUUAAAAAUGAAAAAGGUUAUGUUGCAUGUGUUGUAUUUAGAGAGUUAUGAAGUGCCAUGCAUCACAAACAAUACCUUAUUUAUUCAGUUUCCAUAAUGCUGUUGGGUACUGUAUAUAAGUGCAAUAUCUGAAACAUGGAAUCACCAAAACGUUUGACACAUUUAAAUGUUCUCCAACUAAAAGCUAGGUGGUCUUCUUAAAAAGAGGGUGGCAUUUCGCUGUAGAUAAGGGUGUCUUAUGCAUCAAAAGUGUGUAGAAAAGGAGUUGAUUCAGUGUUUGAUUUAGUGAAGCCACUAAACGUGUUAAGACAUAAAGCCAGAUAUUAUUUUGGAAGGAGUUUUGUAGUUUACAGUGCAUGAAUACUUCUGACUGUAUCAAAAUAUAAAGAUGAACUGAAUCCCACUAAAAAGAUUUCAAACAAAUAAGGAUUUUUAUCAGAGCCACAAUCAGUUGGCAUUUUAAAAUUGAGGAAUAUAAACAUAUAAUCAUUUGAAAAAAGUUAAAUUGCCAUUUAAAAUAAAUACUUUUUGAAUGCAUUUACAAACUUGGACAAUGACACCAAUUGGUAUGUUUUCAACAUUAGAAAGAAGUACAUUCAAAUACACUACCAU